This is a messenger RNA of Pseudo-nitzschia multistriata, 1726 nucleotides long. NCBI's taxonomy places the organism in Eukaryota, Bacillariophyta, Bacillariophyceae, Bacillariales, Bacillariaceae. The record is from the annotation of a GenBank genome assembly.
GAGUUGCAAUUUUCAAUUUUCAUCAUUGCUUCGCUUUUCGAAGACAAAAAAAACUCUUCACACCGCAAAAAGGUGUUGCGACUGUACCGGCAUCCCUGUGUACCGGUGCGUAGGAUAGUUUUUUUUUCAUUUGGAAGACGGACGUCACAAACACCUUCCAGCACGAAAAAGUGAGAAACGACAACAAGAAAAAAGAGAAGAUGUCGAAACCCUUUGAUUACUCCAAGUGGGAUAAAAUCGAGUUGAGCGAUGACGAAGAUGAUGUCCAUCCGAACAUCGACCGUGAAUCUUGGUUUCGUAUGAAGCAUCGAUCGAGAGUGGAGCGAGAGGAACAUGAGGCAAAAGACAAGAAACGAAUCAACAGUGAGGUAUGCUUAAUUCAAAACCCGUCAUUAUCGUAUAGGUAUAUAUGUUAUGCUUCUAUUAUGCUUUACACAUAAGACAUACAGUCAACCUAACCCAAAUCGUUGCAUUAUCUCUUUGUGCUUAUUGAACGAAAUAAAAAAACCAACGAUCUCUUUUUAUUCGGCAGAUGGAUAAAGCCAAUCAACGUCUUAAAAUGCUUGAACGGGAUAUGAAAAAGAUUGUUAAACGCAAAGCAGAGGACAGUGAUAGUGACGAUGACGAUUUGGACGACGUUGAAGCCAUCAAAAUUGAAAUGGAAGAGUUGAAAUCUCAGAAUGCUCAACGGCAAGCUACUCUGGACGAAUACGAAAAGAACAAAAAAUGGAAUGUUGACAACAUGUUUGAAGUGAAGGAAGAGCGAACCAUGGUGAAUAAAAAUGCAGCAAAAUCCAAUUACACUAGCACGGGACACGCCCAAUCUACUGUCACAGGCGAAGUGGCUAAGAAAGAAUUUGAAAAGGCACGGCAAGAGGCCGAAAAGAAGAAAAAAGAAAGUGACUCUGUGAAGAAAGCAUCUGAACUAUCCAAGCCGGCUGCAGGUCCGUCCAAACCACCUUCGGCAACAACGGCGACGAUGCCCGAAAAAUCCAGCACCGAUCCAACGGAAGUAGACUCCGAUCCUGAAUUUUUGUACACAUAUCACGAAUUCACCGAAAAAUAUGCCGAUUUGUGCGAAAAGUUCAUGUUUAUCAAGAGUUUCGAGGACUCUAAAGAGUUUUUGUUAAAAUAUGGGACUAUCAUGUUGCAAGAACAUGCUGCGAAUUAUUUGUUAUUGGCCACAUUGGAAGAUGAAAUGAAUGGCAAGCACGACGAAAUGAAGCAACGAGCGAAGCAAUCUCAAAUCGUAACCAAUAUUGCUGAACUAGCUCAAUCGUGGCAGACUCAUCCCGGGAAUGCAAUUUUGCCUUUUUUCAAUCGUUUAGAACAACGCGAGUUUCUUGAAGGCUUCUUGUCAGGUGUGAAGGUAUUUGUCGAAAAGAUCGAAAAAAGAGCUAUCAUCAAGCGCAAGGAAAUAGAUGCCGCUCGAGCAGAAGAGGAACAACAUGGAACUCGUGUGAAAAAGGAAGGGGUUGAUUUGUCGGAAAUCCCAAAAGAAGAACGUCUAGGUCCAGGUGGCCUAGAUCCUUUGGAGGUGAUCGAAUCACUACCGCAAUCUAUGCAGGAUGCCUUUGAAAGUCGGGAUACAGAUCAAUUAAGACAAGCUUUAAUGGAAAUGGAUCCAAAAGAUGCCGAAUAUCACAUGCAGAGAUGCGUCGACUCUGGUCUUUGGAAUGCAGGGUAAAAAUAAAAUGCAUACUCUCAAUAAGGAUAAUUCUCAAGA